Molecule: messenger RNA, 3463 nt
Organism: Scatophagus argus
Lineage: Eukaryota; Metazoa; Chordata; Actinopteri; Scatophagidae
Gene: snx29
Product: sorting nexin 29
Exons: 21
Coding region: 411-2969 (852 amino acids)
Molecular function (GO): phosphatidylinositol binding
Source: RefSeq, a predicted model, not a curated record
CGACACUGCUCACUCAGUGCUCCGUUUCCCUAUUUCGCAGUGGCACAGGCUCUAUACUGAAAGUACAUCAUUUCUCUCCACUCCAGUCAAGACGUGAGAUUUCAUGCCUGCGGAAUUACAGUCCGUCUUGUGUUUAGUAAAGUUUAUCUCCUUACUGGGCUUUUCACAAGUCUUACAUGUCAGACUGUGGUAGACUCACAUCCCCAGCGGCUCACCGGCAGGCCUCUCUGUUCGUCGUGUAAGCAUCAUUCCUCACGCCGUUGUUGGGUGGGCCCAGCUCGGCCACAGAGGCAGCAUGGGCCCGGUGCAUAGCUAGCCUCUGCUUCUUCAAGGCUACAGAAAGGGAUGAAUCAUAUGGUAGAGGAACUGUUUGACUUGGAUGUCACUGCUAACCGAGUCUGGCUAUCAGAAUGAACGGCACUCAGCAGAGUGAUACCAAGAGACAACACCUCCUGGAGAGGCUGCUGGAUGCUGUGAAGCAGUGCCAAAUCCGCUUUGGAGGAAGAAAGGAGAUUGCUACCGACUCAGACAGCAGGGUGAUCUGUCUGUGUGCCCAGUUUGAAGCAGUGCUGCAGCAUGGCCUGAGGAAGAGCCGAGGCCUGGCCCUCACUGCCGCCGCUCUCAAGCAGGCUGCGGGUUUCAGCAGCAAGACCGAAGCAGAGUUGACUUUCUGGUUCUAUGUGAAGGAGCAUCUCAACCGCCAUGAGCUCCAGCGGUUCUACUCCCUACAUCACAUCUCCUCAGAGCUGGGCCGGGGUCGUGCCUGGCUGCGUUGCGCCCUCAAUGAGCACUCGCUGGAGCGCUACCUGCACACACUCCUGGCUGACCGCCCACGGCUGGGAACUUAUUAUGAAGACUGGGCUUUUAUUCUCGAUGAAGAGAGAGCGAGUAUGCUCCCCACAAUGGCUGCAGGUCUGAACUCCAUCUUGUUUGCCAUCAACAUCGACAAUAAUGACCUGAAUGGUGGAUUGGCUCGAGGAGGAGGCCCCUCAGUGUCCCACCUGCUCAAAGAGUCUACGCAAGGCAUUGGCAGCCUGUGGAAAGAGUCGACUCAGGGGGUCAGCAGCCUCCUCCGAGAGAUCAGCACCGCCACGGCUGUGGUGCCAGGCUUCACCACCAGAGUGGACGGAGCUUCAGAUCCCCUACCUGUCCUGCCACGGAGCACCUCUGCUGACUCAGGACUGAGAAAAGAGCGCAGGAGGAAAAAGAAAAUCACCAACAUCAUUUCCUUUGAUGAUGAUCUGGAUGGAGGGGCUGAGGAUGAGGAGGAGGGAGAGGAUGACUCUCAAAAGAUGGGUGCGAUGAGGAAAAGUCACACGGCUCCUGCACAGAACAGUGUGGAGGAAGGAAUAGAUCCUUUGGAACCAGUCUUCUCCCAGUCACCGGCCCAGAACGGUGCGACUGAGCCGGGCAUAGUCAGCUGGGUGGGGUCCCCUCAUCCCUCCCGUAACCCCCCUGAUGUUACUCCCCCUCUGCCUGACAGUAAGAGUGUAGACAACGAGGAGGACGAGGAAGAAGAGGAGGAAGUGUACAAACCCAGAGCACAAACCCAGGAGGAGGAAAGGUUCAGCUCCGAUCAGGUGGUGGUAGGCAGCCUGUCCAGUGUGUCCACAUGGAGUCCUCUACAGGUGAUGACCGACCACAGCAGCUCAGACAUCCUGAUCCCUGUGAACCCUACAGAUCCUCAGCCAGCGAGCUCUGUGGAGGACACGGCUGCAUUUCCUGCUCAGUGUGAGUCAACAGCACCGGUGGGAAACUGUGAGAGCAGCACAUCGCUGCUAACAUUCAAAACUCAAGGAGAUUCGACAUACGUGAGUCCUCUCAUCAUGCGUUUCAGUAUGGAGUCCAGUCCACCAACGCUGUCUGCUCCACUCGCCAGUGUGCUGCCAACAUCUGGUCUGCCAGAGUCCAUGACAGUGGUGGAGCUGCGUCAGGCCAUCGUAGCCAUGAUGAACAGGAAGGACGAACUGGAUGAACAAAACGCGUCUCUUCGCAGUCUGCUGGAUGGGGAGAUGGAGCACUCAGCAGGCCUGAGGCAAGAAACCGAACUGCAGAAGAGGAAGCUGGCAGAAAUGGAGGAGAGACACACAGCCAAGGUCCAGGCACUGGCCAGGGAGAAUGAGGUCCUGAAGGUCCAGUUGAAGAAGUAUGUGGGGGCGGUACAGAUGCUGAAGAGAGAGGGGAGCCAGGGCAAUGAUGCGCUGUUGAUGUUGCGGUCGAGUGAGGACCAGGCCCCUGCCCCGCAGAAUAAGUUCAUGGGUGACAUCGAGGAGCUGGCUGCCAGCUACGAACGUAAACUCAUAGAGGUGGCUGAGAUGCACGGUGAGCUGAUAGAGUUUAAUGAGCGCCUGUACCGCUCCCUCAUGGCCAAAGACCACCUCAUUGUCCAGAUGAGACAGGAACUCAUUGACCUGAGAGGACCGGUUCCAGGUGAUUUAAGUCAGACAUCAGACGAUCCCAGCCUGUCAGAUUUUGAGACGGCUCAUCGCGCUCUCAUCAACGUGUGGAUCCCCUCCGUGUUCCUGCAGGGCCGAGCUGCCAAUGCGUAUCACGUCUAUCAGGUGUACAUCCGUAUCCUGGACAACGAGUGGAACGUGUACCGUCGUUACACUGAGUUCAGGGAGCUCCACAACCACCUGAGAACCCAGUUUCCACAGGUGGACACUUUCAACUUCCCACCCAAGAAAGCCAUAGGUAACAAGGAUGCCAAGUUCGUGGAGGAGAGGAGGAAGCAGCUGCAGACCUACCUUCGCAUGGUGAUGAACAAACUGAUCCAGACACUGCCGGAGUUCACAGCCCGCCCCACCAAAGAGACCCUGCUGUCUCUGCUGCCUUUCUGCCUAGACACACCCCAGACCAACGAUGGCGGAGCCAAGACGCCCCGGUCCAGAACCUCGUCCCGCCUCCCCAGACUGGGCCGCAGCCGUAACCAGGAAGCCAGACCUGAACCCCAGAGUGGCGACCUUUAACCCCAGCCUUUGAAUUAAUAAUCUCUCACUGUAUGGGCUGAGGACGACGAUGUUCCUGUGUUCACCCUGAACUGCGACACAAGAGCUCACUGUGUGUGAGGACGUGACGGACCUUCAAAGCCUUACAGACAAAAAAAGCCUCAGCUGAGAAGGGCAGAUGGAUGCGUUGACAUCGUAGGCCUCUCUGGGAGUUAUGUAAAUGUUUCUGUUCAUUGACUGGCUGAGUAAAGGAUAAAUGACUCCCCGAGGCUGCCUCUGGAAAGACCCAAUCAUGCAGCACCACUUACCUCACGAAAAGACUCUACAAACGGCACAUGAACUAGCCUGGACUGCUCUCCCUAAUCUCAAACACAGUGAGAUGAUGGGGAUGCUUUAUUUGUUUUUUUGUUUUUUUUCCUACUCUGCUCAGUUUUGUAGUGAAAGUGUGUCAUGGUCACAGUGCCUACAGUGUUUUGUAGCUGCUUUCCUGCUCUGGGUAGGGUGGGGAGGGCAUG